Pecten maximus is the source of this 1560-nucleotide messenger RNA. RefSeq names its product COP9 signalosome complex subunit 3-like. Gene Ontology annotation, cellular component: COP9 signalosome. Gene Ontology annotation, biological process: ubiquitin-dependent protein catabolic process. Lineage: Eukaryota; Metazoa; Mollusca; Bivalvia; Pectinida; Pectinidae. The record is from RefSeq and is a predicted model, not a curated record.
AACUACAUAGGCGAUAUCAUCAACAGCAAUGGCGGGUGCUCUGGAAAAUUACGUGAAUACAGUCCAGAAUUUAUCAUCACAGGGGAACUUUGCCCAGUUAUGUGAGUUUAUCGGUAAAAGUGCAGACACACUAGCCAAGAAUGCCAGUCACCUGGACAAUGUGUUAGCUACUCUGGACAUUCAACAGCACUCCCUUGGAAUUCUGGGAAUCCUAUGUGUAAAGUACAACAUGCCAAACAUUCCUGAUUUUGAGACAUUAUUUGUACAAACUCAGGAAUUCAUCAACAGCUGUAAUGGAGAGCAUGUGCGCUAUGCUACCGACAGCUACUCGGAUCUUUGUCACAAGCUGACUGUAAAUUUAGUGGAACAAAAACAACCAUUGAGAGGAAUCGGUAUCCUCACCAAGUCCAUCAGUAAGAUCCAGUUGUCAGAGUCUCAGCUGACCUCCAUACACGCCGACUUGUGUCAGUUAUGUCUGCUUUCUAAGAACAUGAAGCCAGCUCUGCAGUUCCUUGAUGUCGACAUUACAGACAUCAGUAAAGAGGGAGGACAUUAUGAUGCCAAGGAUUUCUUGCUUUACUAUUACUACGGAGGGAUGAUCUACACCGCCCUCAACUACGACCGAGCUCUUUAUAUGUACGAGAUUGUCGUCACCACUCCUAGUAUGGCUGUUAGUCACAUCAUGUUGGAGGCCUAUAAAAAGUACAUCCUCACCGCACUUAUCUUACACGGAAAAGUACCCAAUGUUCCCAAAUACACAUCACCAGUUGUUGCAAGAUAUAUAAAACCAUUGUGCCAGUCUUACCAUGAUCUGGCGGCUAUUUAUGCCACGAACAACCCAGCAGACCUCCACACCACUGUCACCAAGCAUGUAGAGGUGUUUAUAAGGGACAACAACAUGGGCCUAGUAAAGCAGUGUAUCACGUCAAUGUUUAAGAAAAAUAUCCAACGACUUACAAAAACAUUUCUAACAUUAUCACUAACUGACAUGGCAAACAGAGUCCAACUAUCUGGACCCAAGGAGGCUGAGAAAUACGUCCUACACAUGAUUGAAGAUGGUGAAAUCUACGCUACUAUUAAUCAAAAAGAUGGCAUGGUACGCUUUCAUGACAACCCUGAACAGUACAAGAGUGCUGCUGUGUUAGCUCAGAUAGAUAAAGAGAUGCAGAAAUGUAUGCAAUUGGAUGAAAAAUUGAAGGAAAUGGACAGAGAAAUAGAGGUGAACCCACAAUAUGUACAAAAGAGUUCAGGAAUGCAUGAGGACGAAUUACCAGGGAGUUCUACCAAAGGUCAAGGUUACUAAAGGAUCCUAGAGGUCAAGGUUACAGACGGAGAUCAUCCUGAUAUUCAAAUAAACUGUAUUUAAUGUGCAACCUUGACACUAGAGGUCAAGGUUACUGAUGAUACCAAAGGUCAUGGUUACCAAGGAUAUCGAAGGUCAAGGUUACCAAUGAUACCCAAGGUCAUGGUUACUAAUGGACAGACUAUAUUUAAUGUAUGAAACAUGUUUGAUCAAAAGUGCUACAGAAGAAAAAUAAAUAAAAUCUUAUCAAGGCAAAA